Messenger RNA from Notechis scutatus (mainland tiger snake), 831 nucleotides. The record is from RefSeq and is a predicted model, not a curated record. Lineage: Eukaryota; Metazoa; Chordata; Lepidosauria; Squamata; Elapidae.
UCCUGUCUAACUGGAUACUAUUUGCAUGACUAUAAUCCAAAGAUAAAAUAUAACUUUACUUCACUGGGGCUCUUGGGAUUCUUGCCCAUUUACGUACAGUGCAGAAGUUGUAUCAGUCUUACGUUGACACUGUUAAAUGUCAGGAACUUCGUGAAAGCAGACACAUUUUUAACUGAAGCUCUCCCAGGCUAUGCGGGCCAGUGAGGCUGUGUGAGGUGAAAUUUGCUCCUGUUGGAACUUCUGCUGCUAAAAUACCAGCCAGAUCAGCAACUGCAACAUCAUGAGCAAGGAUACAAACUCCCUGUCUGUCAGAAGUAAAAGUGCAUCAGAAGAAACACUGUACCAUCAAAAUGAAGAAGAAAUGAUUCUCCAAGGAACAGACCAGUAUCGUGUUAGGAGGUUGUCCUGUCGUACCCUCCAGCUUCCUCCUUUGGCAUUUAGACAACUGGAGCAGGUAGACUGGGAGAAAAAGACUGAUCCAGAGAUGCCGCAGAGGCCCACCAACCUUCCACUGAGAGCUCUCCCUCUAAUUGCUAUUACUGCUGCUGACACCGUCAGGAUUGCAGCCUUCUCUAGAGAACUCAAAUCCAAAGGUGCUUUUUCAAGAAACAACUGGACUUUCUAGAUCACUAAGGAGUUGGAGAUGUGCUUUCUGCAGGAUGUUUUCUGCUCUGUGUCCCUUUCCUGUUGAACACAGUGUUGUGGAUGAGUCUGUCCUGUCUGUAUCUCAAACUGAAGCGCAAAUGGUUCCUGUAGUCUGCAAUUUUUCUGGAAAUCCAUUCAUAUUCCCCCACCAUUUGAAGGGUGUUCAUCCCAAAGUAUAUCGCUAAA